This is a messenger RNA of Diachasma alloeum, 2463 nucleotides long. RefSeq names its product E3 ubiquitin-protein ligase KCMF1. The record is from RefSeq and is a predicted model, not a curated record. Bases 275 to 1882 code for a protein of 535 amino acids. Gene Ontology annotation, cellular component: plasma membrane. Gene Ontology annotation, molecular function: zinc ion binding. NCBI's taxonomy places the organism in Eukaryota, Metazoa, Arthropoda, Insecta, Hymenoptera, Braconidae. Gene Ontology annotation, biological process: synaptic signaling. The transcript is spliced from 8 exons.
CUAGCCCCCAGUUGGGUUAGGUUUUACGCUGGAAAUUCUCAACCAAGUGGUGUUAAAAAAAAGGAUAAAUUUUAGUUGGACAGAAUUAAAUGUUUUUCAACGAGUGCAAACUGUUCAUCCAUAAAACUCACUCGUUCAAAUAGUUCAUUGUUUUCAUUGUGUUGAUGAUAAAACAUCUGUGCAAUAUAUUUAAAAUCCAUAUAAUCACGUGAAUAAACGUGUGACCCAUCGAGGCACCGUUGUAUUCCCUUGUAUAUGAUAUUCUAAACGGAAAAUGAGUCGACAUGAAGGGGUAAGUUGUGACUCCUGCCUAAAGGCCAAUUUUCGGGGUCGGCGAUACAAGUGCCUGGUGUGCUACGAUUAUGACUUAUGUGCCAGCUGCUAUGAGGCAGGGGCCACUACCACACGCCACAAUGCUGAUCAUCCCAUGCAGUGUAUACUCACUCGAACUGAUUUUGAACUUUACUAUGGGGGUGAAGGUGUGAGUGUGGAGCAGCCACAGUCAUUGACCUGUCCUUACUGCACGAGAAUGGGCUUCACUGAGGCAACUCUGCAGGAGCACGUGGCUGCUGAUCAUCCUGAUACUACUUUUGAAGUCGUGUGCCCAGUGUGUGCAUCGCUACCAGGAGGUGAUCCAAAUCACGUAACGGAUGAUUUUGCGAAUCAUUUGACUCUGGAGCACCGAAGUGGCCCGAGGGAUUUGAUAUCAUUUCUGGAUGAGCCAACGGCGAGUCGGCAUGGCCCGCGACGGAUACCCCAUCCGUCUCGAGGUGUUGGAGGCCCAAGGCCACGCAGGUCCAACAUGCAUUUCAGCUCGUCGGGGGGUUUGAGCCCAAGCAGCCGAGAUGGCAUAGAUCCUAUUGCGGAAUUGUUAUCCCAAUUGUCAGGUGUACGUAGAACUGGCGCUGGUACUGGCCAGAGCUCUCAAUUGCAGCAAUUGCAAAUGCAAUUGCAAUUGGAACGUCAACAGGUUAGAACAGCCACGAGGCACCAACUGGAGCGAUUGCCAAGGAGGCAAACCCAAGUAAUUGGUUCAGUAUCAAGUGGCAAUAGCAGUGGCAGUGGUACCGCCAGUGGAAGUGGCGGUACAACAGGCAGCCAUUCGACAACAAUGGCUAGUGUUGUUGCUGGCACCACAGGAAGCAACAACAACUCUAGCAGCACCGCCAACUCGUCCAGCGCGACAGCUGCCAGUAGCCAGAAUUCCAUGUUCUUGUUGCCUAGAUGCAUGGCAACGACAUUGACGGACUCCCAGCUCCAAAGUAUCGAGCGUGAAAGUGCAAACAGAAGUCUCUUCGCACGUGAACUUGUGAUUGGCACCCUGUCCCAGACAUUGCCAGAAUUAACUGAUCACCAACAGCAGAGUAACGAGCUAUCGGCUGUCCAAACACCUGCAUCAAGUACAACGACAGCAACAACAAGCCCCGAGACACCAGGUAGUGCUGUUAAAAAGCCUUCAUUACACGACGCUAAGAGAGAUCAUCAGGCAUCAACUGCCACUGGUACAACGACAACUGGAGCUGUUACAAAGUCUGUGGUAUCGUCAACUGGCCAACAAGUGCCAUUGCAUUCUGUACAGGCAACAGCUGCUGCUGGACAAGGAUUGCCGAAUAAUCCUAAUGGUAUUAAUACGCAGAAUGCAACCAUGGUUCAGACGUUAAUGCACAGUGUUUUACCUCAACCACUGGUACUGCAGCAACCACUGCCACCACCGAUUCGAAAUACAGGAACUGGAACAAUCAGAGAGCCCAUUGCAACGCCAGCACCAGCGUAUCUGCGUGGUGGUGUUGGGCCAGUUGGUGUGACAGGCCCAUCGCGCAGAAAGCCAGUGAGGGCCGUCGACGGUAGAAACCAAUCGACGGAGCCCCCACCCCCCCACUAACCCCCAAUGUUCUAGGUCUUUACCACUGUUUAAUUACUUUUUUCUUUUCGUCCCUUCAGCCCCUCGGAUAAUUACCCCUGGAAAUAAAAAAAAAUCUGCCCCCCCCCCCUACCCCCAAUUAGCACUAGUCCUAGCACUGUUUAGAUCACUUCAUUCAUUGUUGUUAAUUAUUAUAAUAUAUACUAUUCAUUUUUCGACCAGAGAAAUGCCCUUUUAACCCGCCUGCCUGAAUAUACCGCAAGAAAAUCUCUUUGCCCACUCAACUUGUGCGAGAAAGUCAAUAAAAUUAUUGGAAAUAUGUGGAAGAAGUGAACGUCAUUGGUGGCAAUAUACAAUAGGAAGAGGAUUAAUCAUUGAUGAUGAAAAUUAAAUGAUUGAAAAUGGUUUAGAUAAUUGAUUAAUUAUUUGUAUCGUCGCUUUAUCUUGGGAGUUUCUUGGGUUUUUGGUUUUCAUGUUCUGGCGUAAUAUCUGUCGUACUAGUUUAUUGAUUAAUUGAGUGCAUGAAUGAGUAACAGUGUUUCGAUAAUUAGUAAGCAGGUUUCUAUGAGAUAGUUUGAAAUAAAGUGAGAGAUGAGGAUUUA